This is a messenger RNA of Magnolia sinica, 2121 nucleotides long. RefSeq names its product mechanosensitive ion channel protein 10-like. NCBI's taxonomy places the organism in Eukaryota, Viridiplantae, Streptophyta, Magnoliopsida, Magnoliales, Magnoliaceae. The record is from RefSeq and is a predicted model, not a curated record. Gene Ontology annotation, biological process: detection of mechanical stimulus; transmembrane transport; monoatomic anion transport. The coding region runs from base 51 to 1715 and encodes 554 amino acids. The transcript is spliced from 5 exons. Gene Ontology annotation, cellular component: plasma membrane. Gene Ontology annotation, molecular function: mechanosensitive monoatomic ion channel activity.
AGAAGAAACGCACGAUUAGACUUCGUACCAUCGUCAAAUGGGCCUCCUUCAUGGUCGUAAUGGCCUGCCUCGUCUCCAGCCUCACCAUUCCCUCCCUCGGCCACCGGAUCCUCUGGGGGCUUGAGCUCUGGAAAUGGUUCCUCACGGUCCUUGUCAUCUUCUGUGGCCACCUUGUCUCCAACCUCCUCGUCCGGUUAGCCGUCUUCCUCAUGGAACACAUCUUCAUGCUCCCCAAGAAGGUACUCUACUUCGUCUACGGCCUGCGGAGGGGAGUGCAGAUGUGUGUCUGGCUUGCCCUCGUCCUGCUAGCAUGGACACUGAUUUUCGAUCCUAAGGUCCAAGUCCCGAGACGCUCUCACAAGCUCUUGAACAAGGUCACGCGCACUUUGAUAGCAAUUCUGGUGGGGUCCAUCAUAUGGCUGGUAAAGAUCGUGCUUGUAAAAAUGCUCGCGUCGUGGUUCCACUUCUCGAAAUACUUUGAUCGGCUGAAGGAGAGCAUCUUCCACCAGCACAUAUUGGAUACGCUGUCCGGAGAGCCGCUUGCUGAGUUGUCACGGUUGCCGAGCCAGAGGAAGACGAUGCAGAGGGAUGGGAAGAUCGACAUGGAGCAGCUGAGGAAGCUGAGCCGGGGGAGUCCAUCGACGUGGGGCGUGAAGCGGCUAAUGAGCCACGUGAAGUCGACGGCGUUGUUCACGACCUUGAAGCAUCCGAAUAAGGGAACUGAGGGUGAGGGGUCCAAGAAGGAGCAGCGCAAGAUCUCAAGCGAGCGGGAGGCGAGAAGAGCCGCCAAGCUAAUCUUCAAAACCGUCGCCAAGCCCGGGGCCAGGUACAUCGAAGAGGAUGAUCUAUUGAAGUUCUUGAAGAAGGAUGAGGUCCGGACCAUAUUCCCUCUCUUCCGAGGAGCCGAGACUGGAAAGAUCGGAAAGUCAGGGUUGGGUAACUGGGUGGUGAAUGCUUAUCACGAGCGAAGAGUUCUUGCAUUCUCCUUGAAAGACACAAGGGCACUGACACAGCAGAUAGACAGGCUAGUGAGUGCAUUGUGCAUAACGGUUAUAAUCGCAGUGUUUCUGCUAGUGACGGGCAUUGCAACUACCAAUGUCAUAUUCCUCAUCACGUCCCAAUUACUACUCAUGGGAUUCAUGUUCGGUAACACUUGCAAGGCCAUCUUCGAAUCCAUGAUCUUUAUAUUCGUUCAACAACCUUAUGACAUUGGUGACCGUUGUGUCAUUGACGGUAUUGAGAUGGUCGUGGAAGAGAUGAAACUUUUGACAACAACAUUCCUCCGUUUUGACAACAAGAAGAUUGACUACCCCAAUGUGGUGUUGUUCACAAAGACCAUCAGCAAUGUCAGCAGAAGCCCCAAAAUGGGUGAAACCAUCGAAUUUUCAAUAGAUGCUUCUACUUCAGAGUAUACCUUCAAUGAAAUGAAGAUGGACAUUAAAAUAUAUAUAGACAGCAAACCAAAACGUUGGCAACCAAAGCACUCGGUUGUUGUGAAAGCGAUCGAAGAUCCCAAUAAGAUGAAGAUAGCUCUCCACGUUGUACACGCCAUCUACUUUCAGAACUUUCCGGAGAGAAACAGCCAAAGGUCAGAUCUCUUCUUUGAGCUGAAGAAGAUCUUGGAGAGACUCUGCAUCAAUUACAACCUCCCCCCUCAAGAGAACCAUCUCCCCCAAUUCACCAUGGCCACUGAAACAACUACAACACAGGGAUGAUGGCGAUGCUGAGCUGGGCCAUGCAAUCAUCUUUCCCACUGUGGAAGACGUCUGGCGGUCCUGAUCUGUUGAUUGUGUAAUGUGUGGGUGGUGUUUGUUCUUCCAACAAAUGGUGACUAAUGGAGAAAGUACGUCCCUCCCUCUCUCUCUCUCUCUCUCUCUCUCUCUCUCUCUCAUGAUCUUAACACUCUGAACAAGUCAUGUAAAAUAAUGCCUGAAACCUCUAAAUUUACCCGGUGUGGCUGGCCUGAGUAUUGUAGUCUGUUCUUCCUGGUGAGGCGCACCUGUUGAACAAGUAGGAUGAAUUAGACAUCAUGUUGGACACCACACAACCCUAUAGUUAGCAUCUCUCUUUAUUUUUCAAUAUGGUACUCUCUAUUUAUACAUCGGGCUGAUAUUUGUCCCC